AUGGAUUCUUUGUUCGGUACUGCGGGUGAUCGUCUCAGUCAUCCUAAGGAUCUUGAUAUCAUGUUUAAUGAAGGCAAAAUUGACGAUGAAAAUGACUUAAUUUUCACUCCAGCUUGCGAUAUUUUUGUUCGUGUUAAAUGGCAUCAUGAUUCAAAACUUCCUUAUGGUUAUGAUAAUGAAGGUGUAUGUUGCAUCAAUGGUUAUGAAAUGAAACAAAAACUGUGUGUAGAUACACAAGAUGGUUCACUACUAUCACAGAUGCUGUCAAUUUUAUCUGUUAAACAAGAAGUAAAUGUAGAAACAGUAGCCAUUCAACGAAAAACACUAUUUAAUAAACGUUGUUUAUCGGAAGAUUUUGGAAAACAGUUUGGUGAAGCAUUAGAUGCAACGAUAUCAUCACGUUCACCUUCAAAAUCCCAUUUUCUUCACCUGUACAAUCGAUUUAAAAACGAGAUUAAUAAAGUAUGCCGUGAAAAUAAAUCAUGGGAUUAUUAUUGGCCUUUGAUUUAUAUUGAAAUACCCUUUAUGUACUCUGCUCCAUGUUACGGUAUUCGAAUGAGAAGAGACUAUCGAGAUCAAGUAUGUUCAUUGAUUGAUUUCUAUCAAAAAUAUAAACAUUUAGUUAAUGCAGAUCUAGCGAAACGAUUAUUUGAAAAGUUAUUAUAUACGAUCUUGAGUUAUGAGAAUGAUAUUGUUCUCGGAUUAAAAUUGAACUUUUGGCCCAAAAAUGUUCAACCCUUUUUAAAACGUUUACAAACGACAAAACCGGAUAUUUAUGAAGCAAUAAAGACUAUUCAUAUGCAUCUUGCACCCAAGUGUUUACCUCACACAGCGCUUGAAAAUCAAGCCUUUGAGUUUCGAUAUAGUUUUUCGGCUAUCGAACAAAAAUUGGCAGAGUUACGAACGUCAACUGGAAGAAAAUUGUAUGUAAUCGCACGGAAUAUUUAUUAUAAACAUUUGCAUGAAGUAACAAAAACAUUAUCAUCUUGUUGUAUUAAAACAAGUGUAUUAUGGAUGGAUGAAACAAUCAAUGAAUUGGAAGAAAAUACUGAAAUAUUGGCGAUACAAUGGAGCUCUUAUUUUUCUACACUACUGCUUACAGGUCAGUGUCCGCAUUAUUUUAUGAACAACGUUAACCUUUUUGAAUCUGUAUCCGUAGAAGAUCGAGAAAAACUAUUAAAUAUUAUUGAAACAAAUGUCGUACCGUCUGAAAUUGAUUAUUAUACAAUCAAUCCAUUAGGAAAAAAUAUGAGCGAUACCAACGAUGAAUACUUGAAAGCAGCUAAUGUUUAUUCUACAAAUAAUAUUAAUAAAGAUUUUCUUCACGAUAUUAUUCAUGCUGUACAGGAUUGGGAUACAUUGCUAUCUCAAUACUUUGCAUCCACACAAUCGACUUGCCAUCUUGAUCAUUUAUUAUUAGUAUUAUUUGUAUUUAAAGUGAUAGAUGGGGAUGGUAAUCAGAAAAAUUUAGAAAAAUGGAAAAAUCAUUUUUUGGAUGAUAAUGCUAUCAACGAGCCAGGCCGUACAACGACCACAGUAGAAAGUAUUGUUUGGGAAGCUGAACACAAUUUGCAUCCCGCUGUUUAUACACGUUGCUUUAUUAUGUUCGUAGUUAUAUUUCCACUGAUUAAUAAUAUUAUGACAAAACAAGAGUUAACCGAACAAAUAGAUAACAUUAAUUUAAAUAUUCCAUUGAGACUUUUGAAUGUAAUUAUUUCGAGAUCAAGCCUGUUCGAGAUGAAAACACGUAAGCUUUAUAGAUAUACAUAUCUACUGAUUAUUAGAACAAAGAAGGUACUUAGAUAUUUUUGAAUAAAUUUUGAGUGAGAAAUGCUAGAAAGGAGGAGGGCGGAUAAGGUAGGUUUCCCGCACCCAAUGGAAUUGCAUUUUUUCUGUCAGAAACAUGUCAGGGGAUUAUUUGAAACAUUUUGUACCACUUAGUUUUUCAAAAUUUUUUUGGAAGGUUUUUGACGCCUUUGGUCCCCCAAAGGAUUUUAGGAAAACUUUUUUUCUCACAUUUCUGUAAUAAUACAUGGACUAGACGUAGAAUUUCAUGCUGAUUGCGAAUAUCGCCUUUAAAAUAAAAAAAAAUUGAGUUUUCGUGACGAAAAAUUUUUACUGCAUUUGCGUUACGAAAAUGAGAUGGUGGUACGCAAAUGCAGUAAAAAAUUUUCGUCACGAAAA
Didymodactylos carnosus is the source of this 2184-nucleotide messenger RNA. NCBI's taxonomy places the organism in Eukaryota, Metazoa, Rotifera, Eurotatoria, Philodinida, Philodinidae. The record is from the annotation of a GenBank genome assembly.